UCGAUUUGGCCAGGGUCUGCUUUCGAUGUGUUUCCCUAUCGAGAUCGACCGAAGCCACUUGUAAAGGCUCUCUUCAAAAUUACCAUCUACCUGCCCAUUUUCAAGCGGGGCCACACGCCCUCGUUCGCUGCACCGCUCGGACGCGUCAGGGCAAACGGUAUAAUCACCAUGCCGCAGUCAGAAUCGACCGAUGUCGAAGGCGGGCCUGGAGGGGAAAAGGGCUCGGAAAGCCGACCGGGAUGGUCGGAGCGCUUGUUGCAUGUGACAUGGGCCAAUUUUCUCGUUACCAUGUCGACGGGAGGCAUGGCGGUGGUGAUAGGUCAGCAACCGCACACCUUUCGCGGGCUUCAGACGAUUGGCAAGGUCGUCUUCAUUUUUGACCUCGUCCUGCUCGUCACCCUCAUCACCCUCACCGUGCAGCGCUUCGUGCGCAAGCCCGAGCUGCUAUGGAGAUCUUUGAGAAAUCCAGGAGAAUGCUUGUUUUUGCCUGCCGUUUGGCUCUCUGUUGCGGACAUCGUCAUCUGCAUGCAGCUCUACGCAUCGUCCAGCACGGGCAACUGGCUGAUAGUCACUAUCAGAGUGCUCUUUUGGUUCUAUGUUGCCACGGUGCUGAUUAUGGCCUCGCUCCUCUACCUCGACCUUUUCACUGCGCGACGCAUGACAAAUCACGACAUCAUCCCCGCUUGGCUUUUGCCCAUGCUCCCAGUCAUGCUGACGGGUACAGUUGCGGGCUCGAUCGCCUCCAGUCAGCCUCCCGGCCAAGCCAUAGCCAUUCUAGUAGCGGGACUGACUUGUCAAGGUCUAGGAUUUUGGGCUUCCAUUGCCAUGUAUGGGCCUUUCAUCACGCGAUUGAUGAAGAUCGGACUGCCCGCUCCUAAUCUACGUCCAGGACUCAUGAUUGCGGUCUCGCCGCCGGCAUUCACGGCGCUGGCACUGAUCGACAUGUCUCAAGCGAUGCCAGCAGCAACCUCUUAUUUCAGCAGUCAUUCCACGGCCUCAGAGACGCUCCAAGUGAUCGCCCUAGCCACCGGUAUAUUUUUAUGGGCCUUGUCUUUCUGGUGGUUCGUGGUGACUGUAGGCGCAAUCUUGCUCGGGGUGAAGAAGAUGGAGUUUCACCUCGUUUGGUACGGUCUGCUCUUUCCAAACGUGGGCUGGACAGUCUCCACUAUCAGCAUCGGCAAAGCGCUGGGCAGCAAUGCUGUAACUUGGGUCAGCACGGCGAUGUCUCUCCUACUGAUCACCGCCUACCUCUUUGUCCUACUGAUGCAUGCAAGAGCCAUCUGGAGGGGUGGAAUCAUGUGGCCAGGCAAGGACGAGGAUAAAGACACAUAGCGUAUGCCGCGCGACACGACUGCCUAUGCGCGGCGCGGAGAAUGCAUCUGCAUUUGUCUUGGAAGCGUUCGUGC
Messenger RNA from Ceraceosorus guamensis, 1406 nucleotides. RefSeq names its product C4-dicarboxylate transporter/malic acid transport protein. The record is from RefSeq and is a predicted model, not a curated record. Lineage: Eukaryota; Fungi; Basidiomycota; Exobasidiomycetes; Ceraceosorales; Ceraceosoraceae. The transcript has 4 exons. Gene Ontology annotation, cellular component: membrane. Gene Ontology annotation, molecular function: malate transmembrane transporter activity. Bases 289 to 1332 code for a protein of 347 amino acids. Gene Ontology annotation, biological process: malate transmembrane transport.